Molecule: messenger RNA, 1995 nt
Organism: Funneliformis caledonium
Lineage: Eukaryota; Fungi; Glomeromycota; Glomeromycetes; Glomerales; Glomeraceae
Source: the annotation of a GenBank genome assembly
AUGACCAACAAAACUAGUAGAAAAGUAAGAAACAAAUCUCUAAAGACUGAGCCAAAACUUUCGACGAAACCUUUCAAAAAUAAAACAAAAAAUCUCAAGAAAGAACAGGUCUCAAAGAUUUUACCAAUUGUUAAUGAUAUUAAUGAAGAUGAAAUCGAAUUGUCCGAACAAGAUGUAGAAUUUUUCAAAGAACACGAUCAAUUUACGAAAUUUUUAAAAGAUAUUGAUAAAGUUGCAUUACACAAGAACGAAAUCAUCAAUAUCAAAAAAUCAUCUGUUAAAGCCGUGAAAAAUGAUAAAACUGAUCAAGAUUCUUUACCGUCGUUGACUUCUUCCGAUGAGGAAGGUGAUGAUGAAAUGAUAAUAGUAGGAGAUUUGAAUCAAGAGAAAAUGUAUAUUUCUUCAGAUUCGGAUAUAGAACAAGAAUAUGAAAGGACUCCACGUCUUAAUAAAUCUUGGAUACAUAAAGAAUCAACAAAGCUUCCAAUUAAGCUGCCCGACGGAAAAAUAAAACAAAAAGAAGUCGUAAUAUCUUUUUUACCAAGUAAAUUAUUUAUAAAAUGUAAGGUUUCCAAAGAAGUUAAGAAAAUAAGAAAUUAUGAACAGGGCUUGUUGAGUAAUUAUCAAGCUUAUUUGAAGUUUCUCGAAAGCGAAUUAAGAGGUUCGAGACGAAAAGAACCUUUAACUAAAGAGGAAGAGAAAUCUGUUGCAGAUGAAGCGUUACAAUGCAUGUGUGGCCUUUUAACUUCUGUUACUCAUUUCAACUUUCGGUUGAAUUUGAUGACGGCAAUUGUUACGAGAAUGAGUACUCGCAAAUUUACAAAGAUGACGGCCAUGUGUUGUGAUGCUAUAAUUGAAGUAUUUAAGAAUGAUGAAUCUGGUGAAGCAAGCUUAGAUGCUGUAAAAUUAAUCACAAUGAUGAUUAAGUCUAAAAGUUAUGUGGUUCAUGAAGAGGUUCUUAAUACUUUUUUACACCUUCGAUUAAGAGACGAGCUUAAUAUAAAAAAAUUACAUGAAGAUGAAGCUCAUUCCAAUAAAAAAAGAAAAUGGAAAAAAGAGCCUAAAAAACAUUUGUCAAGAAAAAUGAGAAAGUUGGAAAAGGAAAGAAAAGAGAUUGAAAACGAGAUGAAGGAAGCCGAGGCCGUUGUGGAUUAUGAAGAAAAAGAGAAAAGACAUACAGAAACGUUGAAAUUGGUGUUUAUAACGUAUUUUCGUAUUUUAAAACAUGCCAAUAAAUCACCACUACUUCUUUCUGUAUUGGAAGGGUUGUCCAAGUUUGCCCAUCUUAUCAACGUUGAUUUCUUUAACGAUUUGUUAGAAUUGCUGAAAAGGAUUAUGGCUGAUGAAAUCAAGGUGGAGGACUCAGAUCCGGAAGACAGUAAUACCAAAAGUUCUAUAUCUCGAAUUAAUACACGAAAAGGUUUAUUAUGUAUAAUAACUGCAUUUCAGUUGCUUUCCGGUCAAGGGGAAGCUCUCAAUAUCGACCUGAAAGAUUUUUAUACACAAAUGUAUACAAUUAUAAUGCCCCUUGCUAUGAAUCCAUACAUGGAAAAAAGUGAACUUGAACAAUUAAAAGCUGAUGAGGGUAAAGUUAGCAAUGCUACAUAUAUAGCAACCGAACAAGAGUUGCUAAUGAAAGGAAUUGAUUUUAUACUUUUCAAGCGAAAACAGAUUCCAACUGAUAGAUCGGCCGCAUUUUUGAAACGAUUAUCAAUUGCUUGUAUGAAUUGGCCAAGUAAAACAGUUCUGAAAUGUUUAACCACGAUGAAAAAAAUGAUUCAGAGACAAUCACGAUUAGAUGCACUAUUAUCAUCAGAUGAUAGAGCUGUUAAUGGAAUUUAUCGACCUGACUUAAAUGACCCCGAAUUAUGUAAUCCUUUUGCAACAAGUUUAUGGGAAUUGAAUUUAUUACAGAAACAUUAUGAUCCCAAAAUUCGGACUGCAGCAGUUCAAUUAGCAACUUUUGAAUCAAAUGUUGUAAAAUCAGUUAAAUAA